GGAGACGAUAAGUAUACUGCCAUCGCCAUGACAGUCUCAUGGUAGUUGUAUCGUUCAUUUUACCGCGUGCCAAGAGUGAUUUAACGAGACAAUUUGAUAGCGUCGUCCGGCCGAGUUUUUGUCCGGACGUUUUGUCUCUCAACUGGCGUCAUUUCGUGCGAGGCGGGCGCAUUACUUAUGACAGAAUACCGUCGUAAAAUCAACUUUAUGUCCCGGUAGGCCGCCAUUACGUGUUCGCGUCGUACAGUUGGCGUACAUCAUCCGGCAUUUGAAGCUCGAAUCGUUCAGCCCGAUAGUACAGAGCUAUAAGAUUCUAUUGCCGCUAAUCAUGGCUCGGAGCCGAAAGGAUAGCACUGGUAAGAGUGACUCCGAAACUACAGAUAAGGAGAACAAAAAGGAGAAAGGUAGAGAGAGGGAGCGAAAAAAACGUGCGGCUUCCUCCUCCAGCAGUGGUUCUAGCUCAUCAGAUAGCAGCUCUGGAUCUUCAAGUUCUAGCAGUGGCAGUAGUUCCAGAUCAAGUUCUACUUCUAGUAGUUCGUCCAGUAGUUCUGCUAGUUCCUCAGCCAGUUCCAGGGAUCGAGGAAGAAAAAGAAGUCGUAGCAAGAGCGUUGAUGCUUCACGAAAACAUGAUAAUAAGGAAAAGGAAAGAGAUAAAGAAAGGGAAAGAGAAAGGGAUAGAGAUAGAGAUAGAGAGAGGGACAAGGACAGAGAACGCGAUAAGGAAAGGAAGAAAGGAAACAAUGUUGUCCCUGAUAAAGUUAAACAAAAACGAUCCAGAUCUCCCUCUCCACGUAGGAAACGUAGGGAGCGUUCGCCGAUUCCUCGACCAACAAAGAUACAUAUUGGCCAUCUAACACGGAAUGUCACCAAAGAGCAUAUCAUGGAGAUAUUUUCGGCAUAUGGUAAUAUAAAGAUGGUUGACUUUGCAUUGGAUAAACUUCAUCCAAAUCAGGGAAGAGGGUUUGCUUACGUCGAAUUCGAAACUGCAGAUGAAGCGGAAAACGCUAUGAAACACAUGGAUGGAGGGCAAAUAGAUGGCCAAGAAAUCACAGCUGCUCCAGUAUUAUUGCCAAAACCCCGACCGCUACCAAUGCGACGAAUGUCACCAGGAAUGGGAAGACGUGCACCACCACGAUGGGGAGGAGGUGGUAGAAACACACCGCCACGUUAUCGUAGACGUUCGCCGCUCAUGAAUCGACGCAGAAGUCCGCGACCACCGCGGCGCAGAAUAAGGACUCGAUCGCGAAGUCCACCGGGAAAUCCUCGACAUCGACAUCGACGUUACACAAGAUCCAGCUCGAGUAGUUCCCGAUAAUUUUCCUCUUUUUUUUUUCAUCACAUUGUACAUAAAGAAUAUCGAACUAAAUAUGACAACAUUAUCGUACAGUUAUGUUACUACAUUAAAACCAAGUAAAGCGUAAUGAUUACGAUUUUAAUUAUGAUAAGGUGCAUUCGCUAAAAGCGAUCAUGAACUCAUUUAUAAAUAUAACAAUAGUUUCAUGUCUCGUCUCAAAGCACACUUUUGAAAUAUACUAAAUUUCACAAUAUUGAUGUAUUGAUUGGUCUUUUGUAGUUAGUUAACACCUCAAAUUUUUAUAAACCAGUAAUAUUUAUACUGUUUAUGAUGCUAUUAUAAGAUAAAGAAUAUAGAAAAAAAUUAAUGUGACAGUUUAAAAGAUAUUAAUAUAUAUUUUUCUAGUCGUUUAUCUGUAAUUGUAUUUAGUGUGCUGAAAAGGGAUCGUAGAGUUCAUUAAAUAAUUUUUUUACAUGAAUAAAGACAAAAUGUGUUUAAUAAUGCUCUGUAAGUAAAACGAUAGUCUGUGUAAGAAAAUUUGUCCUCUACUAUAAAAUUUAUUAUUAUAUUUUAAAAUGUCGACUAGCAAAUUUUUUAAAAUGUCUCACGUUCAUUUUUCACUUUUAGUAAACGAGAUAUGUAUA
Messenger RNA from Monomorium pharaonis (pharaoh ant), 1938 nucleotides. RefSeq names its product RNA-binding protein with serine-rich domain 1-B. The record is from RefSeq and is a predicted model, not a curated record. Bases 329 to 1315 code for a protein of 328 amino acids. NCBI's taxonomy places the organism in Eukaryota, Metazoa, Arthropoda, Insecta, Hymenoptera, Formicidae. Gene Ontology annotation, molecular function: RNA binding. Gene Ontology annotation, biological process: mRNA splicing, via spliceosome. The transcript is spliced from 5 exons. Gene Ontology annotation, cellular component: nucleoplasm; ASAP complex; cytoplasm.